AUGAGAACCAGGAUGAAACGAACGCAUCGGAAAGUGCGAAGUGGUUGCGAUAUCUGCCGGCAACGCCGAAUCAAAUGCGAUGAAUUGAAACCACAAUGUACACAGUGCCAGCGGCUAGCAAAUGCGGGUUCGGUCACCUCGUGUACAUACAACAGAGCAAGUGGUGAACAAACUCGCGGCAGCGCCGGAUCCGCAAAUGUAGGAGCCCGCGCCAGAUCUACAAGCAUCGUCACCGAUCCAUCAUCCUCGGCAAUGUACUCUUCCACGCACUUGUCCAUUGUAUCGCAGUAUGGAUGGCCGAAUCCAACUUCCGAGCAAGAGCAGAACCUUCUUUUCCAUCUCUGCGUUGUACGGAAACAGCUUGAAACAUUCGAGCAGCGAGGACUACUGGCUGGCAUUGGUCAAUUCUCAAGAUCGCUAUCCAUGGCCGGCAGAUUCCCAUAUCUACGCCAAAGCUUUCUUGAGUUUUCCCUUCAAGGUCUUCUAGAAUCGGCAGUCCUCUUGGCGUGGUAUAGUACAGACCCAGGAGAGUAUGCACAGCUAUUAAAGGGGACACUUGCACUUAUGCCUGAGAAUGACAGGUCAGGUCAAUUGGUCCAUGUUCCGCGGGUGACAGGCACUGAACUGCCAACCUGUGCAUCCCCCUCAUCCCAUACGUUCUACCCAUUCUUGGAGCAGAUGAAGGAGUCCACAGUCACAUUGUCACGGUGCGAGCUAUCUGCAGAUGUCAGAGCAGCCGUGCAAGACCUUCACAAUUUCAUUUACAACAUCCUGCACUCGCCGCUGGCCGGCGACUCCGUUGAAAAAGAGCUCUAUGCAAUGUUUCCUAUUCGGAACUGGCUACGAUUCGUCCCGGAGGCUCCAUCGAAGCUCGAAAAUGGUAGCGACUUUUUGUUGAAAAUGUACUUGGCGAAUUAUGAGACAGCUAUACUGCUCAUGGGCGCGUUGUGGCCAGAUCUUGACACGCCGCUGGGGUUCCAUGAGAGACGCCUGUGCAUCAAAAAGAUGCGAGAUGCUGUCAACGAGCGGCUAAACAGUGCCUUUCUGCCUGUGCCGCCAGCUGACACUAUCAUCAGCGAUCGUAAGACUUUGAAAGCUUGUCAAGAGUGGCUGAGCAUCUCGGAGAUAGCGAUCGAGUGCUACGAUCAGUCGUGUUCGAAAGAAGUGUAA
This is a messenger RNA of Akanthomyces muscarius, 1170 nucleotides long. RefSeq lists its product as uncharacterized. The transcript has 7 exons. The record is from RefSeq and is a predicted model, not a curated record. Bases 1 to 1170 code for a protein of 389 amino acids. Gene Ontology annotation, molecular function: DNA-binding transcription factor activity, RNA polymerase II-specific; zinc ion binding. Gene Ontology annotation, biological process: regulation of transcription by RNA polymerase II. Lineage: Eukaryota; Fungi; Ascomycota; Sordariomycetes; Hypocreales; Cordycipitaceae.